GACUUUGUACAGUGUGAUCUCACCAAAGAAAAAGAAACAAAUCCAACUCCACUCUGAAGCAUGAAAGAACUUUUAGUAAGAAGCUCAACAUCUUUUAAAAGAUAUUCAUCAUAGUAGAGACUUGCAAGGUGUCAAAGUUGUGUUUUUAUGCAAAUUUAUUCUCAUUUACAUAAACAAGGACAUUUGUGUAAGCACCUACAUAUGGUAAUGGUAUAUACUUAUGCAAAUAGUGUUAACUCCCAACUAGGCAAAAGUGAUAAAAAGCCUCUUAGGCUGCUCAGAGACAGCACAGUUGGGAAGAUGAAUGGGUCUGUAGGGGCAAAAAGAAAGACCUCUGAUUCCUGGGAAAUGAAAUAAUGAAUCCACACUCCAUAGCUAUCUUCUGUAUGUCUUAGAUUAAAAUGGUCAUAAUGACUACAUUUUUGUUGCUAAGGUUCCUUAUUCACAAUAAAGUAUUCAUGGACAAAAUCUUUUAUCGCUCAAUAACAUGAACUCCAUUUUUUAAAAAAUAGGUAGUGCCAAAGAUCAUGACAUCAACAAUCCUAGAUUUCACAUCCCACUCCCCUUGUUCUCCAGAGUGGAGCACAUUAAACAAGAGAUGGCCAGAGACAAUAUACAUUUUGUCCGAUUUGAAGCAACAGACCUACAUGGAGUGUCCAGGUCCAAGAGCAUUCCAGUCCGGUUUUUUCCAGAAAAAGCAAUCCAUGGUAUUUCCAUGCCCAGAGGUUAUCUUGAGCUAACUCUGAAUCCUAAAGACAGUGAAGUGGAUCAUCUAAGCAUAGCCUGUUUUAAUAAUGACAUCAUCCUGAUCCCAGAGUUAUCAACCUUUAGACUUCUCCCAUGGACUGAGAGAACAGCAAGAGUGAUAUGUGAUCCCUUUACCAUAAUGGGCAACCCUCUAUUGACUUCUCCCAGGCACAUUGCCAAACGACAGCUGAACCACCUACGGGAUAAUGGUUUUUCUCUGUAUUCUGCAUUCACCUAUGAAUUCUGCAUUUAUGGCGUUGCUGAAGUCAUAGAUUCAAAGACAAUAUCCUUUCCCAUGGGAAUGUUACUAAGCAGUCAUGACCAGCUCUUCAUUCAGGAGCUCGUUGAUGGAAUGUAUCAAAUGGGAGUCAAUAUUGAGAGCUUUUCUUCUUCCAUUGGGCCCGGGCAGAUGGAAGUAACUUUUUGGCCAGAAUUUGGCAUCACUGCGGCAGAUAAUGCCUUCACCUUCAGGACAGGUAGCAAAGAAGUAGCAAAAAAGCACAAUUAUCUAGCCAGCUUUUUCACUGAGACAGGAUUUUAUAAUUCAGGAAUUCUGACCCAUAGUCUGUGGGACACCAGUGGGAGGAAAAACAUGUUUUCUACUGGCUCCAGGGCACAACAGCUUACAGACAUUGGGAAGAAAUGGUUAUCAGGGCUCUUAAAGCAUUCUGCUGCUCUCAGCUGCUUAAUGGCACCUGCUGUCAGCUGCAGAAAGCGUUAUUCUAUGGAUUGUAAAGAACCAAAGGAAUGUGUGGCCCCAACAUGGGGGUAUAAUGAUAACAAUUGUUCUUAUACUAUCAAGUGUCAUGGUGAGAAAGGUGCUCAAAUAGAAAACAAACUGGGUUCAGCCACAGCAAACCCUUACCUUGUACUUGCUGCUACCAUUGCUGCUGGUUUAGAUGGAAUUCAAAAUGGGAAUAGCCUUUUGGAUGGUCCAGAAGACAGUGAAAAUCUUGUUCAAACAAAAGCUUCAGAAAUCCCUCUAAAACUGGAAGAUGCUUUAGUGGCACUUGGAGAAGAUAAAUGUUUGCGAGAAGCUCUGGGAGAUGCCUUUAUACAUUAUUUUAUUGCCAUGAAGCAGUAUGAAUUGGAAAAUGAAGAAAGCGAGACAGACAGAAAUAAAUUCCUAGAAUAUUUUAUUUAGAAGGCACUUAUCUAUCCUCUUCCAAAUACAAUAUGAUUGCUUAACUACCUGAAGAUUCAAGUUAAUUCAAUUUAGCAAAUAUUUAUUAAAAGUACUUAAUAUUUAAAAGAUCUACGAUAGAUCUGGAGAAAUCAGGGGCAAAAACAAUAUCUUCAAAGAACAUAGGUCCUAAUGGGAGGAAGAUGAUGUUUUCAGGGUAUAACAUAUGGGCAAAUAAGUGAAAACCAUCAUAUAAAGUCAUUGCAAGAAGGAGAAAACAUAAACAUUUGCUGUAGGCAUGUGGGAUGGAGACCAAAAAAGGUCUUAUGGCAUUCUAGGUAAGUUACUAAAGCUCCCUUGUAUUAAGAGAAAGUAAAGAUCAUGCAUAAAAUGCAGUUCGUUUAGUGUGAGAAUCAGAACCAAUCAGAUUUUAACUUGAGAGCACAGAUACCAUUUUGUGUUGCCAUCUGUACCCUUUUCUAUUUAGUUUUUCUGUAUUCACUCAUGAGAAACUAAAAUUUAUAAAUCAUCUAUUAUUCCAUAUGUACAGGUGGUUAUAAUUAAUCAGUACCUUUUCAUUUUAAGAAUACAAGAUCCUGAAAUUUACUCAUCUCCCUCCCAGUUGGGCUGAAAACUACUCUUUUACUGACCUCUCUCAACUUGAAAAGCCCUUAAAGUUUUCUUCAAUUAGAAAUUAGAUUAAUUUUGUGCCUUGAAUUGUAUCCUGGUUAAUUGUUUUUGUUAUAGUUAAUUGAUCUUUUGGACAUAUUUGAUUAAUUGUUUUUUGGGUAUAAUAAUUUGCUUUACUCUGUAUUUGGGGUCUUUGGAUUAACUGGGGAGUCCUUUGAUUUUUACUUUUAUCUGACUGGCCAAUAAAUCAUUCAUAACCAAA
Monodelphis domestica (gray short-tailed opossum) is the source of this 2762-nucleotide messenger RNA. RefSeq names its product lengsin, lens protein with glutamine synthetase domain (gene LGSN). The record is from RefSeq and is a predicted model, not a curated record. Gene Ontology annotation, cellular component: membrane; cytoplasm. Gene Ontology annotation, molecular function: glutamine synthetase activity. Lineage: Eukaryota; Metazoa; Chordata; Mammalia; Didelphimorphia; Didelphidae.